UUUCUCAUAGAAAUCUCCAAAUCCUAAUUUCUCUCUUCCAGAAUCCAAAUUCUUCGCAUUCUCGAUUGAAGAAUUGUAUUCACCACAACGAGUUCCUUAUUCCUCUCUUUAUAUACUCUCACCAAUAGUAAAUUGAUCGAGUUUGGAAUUGUUGCGAUGGCAGAAGCAGUGGUGUCGACUGCUCUAGCAACCUUGCGCAAUUUGUUGGUGGAAGAAGCAAGGUUUUUGUAUGGCGUGGGUGACAAAGUGAGGGAGCUCGAGAUCCAGCUCAAAGAGAUGAAGUGUCUUCUCAAAGAUGCCGAUAGAAGACGACAUGGAAGUGAAACCAUUUUGAAUUGGAUCUCGGAGAUCAAAGAUCUUGUCUAUAGAGCCGAAGCUGCCAUUGAAAGACAUGCAGCUUAUCAAGUGUUGUCAAGCAGAAGACGAGGCCUGAGGCAGCUCAUCCGCAGAUAUUCUUGUAUUUUGGAAGAAGGCUGCUCUCUCCACCAACUAGCCUCCGAGAUUUCACAAAUCAAAUACAAUCUUGGAAGAGUCACCGAAGCCAUGCGAGCCUACGGAAUAAAGAACAUCAUCGAUCGCGGGGAGAGCUCGUCCACCGACAACAGGGCACGGAAGAGCUUCCCCGAAUUCGAGAUCGGAGAGUGUUUUGUGGGGAUGGAGGAUGAGCUGAAGCAGCUUGGUAAUCUCCUCAGGCAAGACAACGAGGAUCGAGUUAUAUCGGUGUGGGGAAUGGGGGGAUCAGGGAAGACCACCAUUGCCAAAAAGCUCUACAACGAGACCAAGUCCAGCUUUGAUCUUUGCGCAUGGGUUUGCAUUAGUCAGCAAUGUCAGAGUUUUCAAUCAGUUUGGAAUGAUGUUCUCAAGCAGCUAGAGCAUCAAAGCACCAAGGUUGUAAGCGAUGAGCCACAGCAAAUAAGGGAGGACGUUGUUCCAAAUCUAAGCGACUGGGAGUUGAAGGAGCAACUAUGCAAGAUACAAAGAGACAAGCGUUGCCUCAUUGUUUUGGACGAUCUUUGGAAAGUUGCUGAUUGGAAUGAAUUGAAGCAUCCCUUCCUUGUUCAUGAUUUGAAAAACAAAAUAUUGAUCACCACGCGCGAGGAGGAAGUUGCAGAGAUUGGAUGCCCGGUAAAAGUUGGGCUUCUAAAAGAGGAAGAUGCUUUGGAACUACUCAAGAAGAAAGCCUUUCCACAUACCAACAUUCCAGACUUUGCAUUAUUGGAAGGAAAUUUUGAGAAAAUUGGGAAAGAAAUGGUGCAGAAAUGUGGGUAUUUGCCGCUGGCAAUUUCUUUCCUCGGUGGGGUCUUGAGAAUGAAAAAUUCGAUGAAGGAGUGGGAGUUAGUAAAUGAGGAUAUCAAAGAAUUCAUAUAUAGAGAUGAAAAGGAGAUUGAUGGAGUGCUAAAUUUAAGCUAUGAAAGCCUACCCUAUUAUUUGAAGCCUUGCUUUCUCUAUAUGGGUAUAUUCGAAGAGGAUGAAGAUAUAGAUGUUGAUGAUCUAUAUACUAGAUGGAUAGCACAAGGCAUGAUUUCAUAUGAGAAUAUUCGAGACAAGGACAAAACUUUGAUUGAAAUCGCGGAGCUCUACUUGGGUGAGUUGGCCUCCAGGUCCAUCAUCAAUGUUGAAAUUUACAAUGAUGGCAAAACUGGUAGAAAAUAUAGGAGCUGCAAACUUCAUGAUGUAGUAAGAGAACUAUGUCUGAAAAUGGGGAAAAGGGGGGAUUUUGGUGUGCUGAGUUUGGAGUAUAAAAGUGGGAAACUUAGUACUUUACUGCAGCAAGCUUCCUCGCAUAUGAAAAUACUACGACAUUUGGCUAUCCAUAUCAGAACAAGUGAAGUCGAACUGGAACCUGUCGAGCUUGGAGAAGAUGCUAGCAAACACUUAAGGUCUGUUCAUAUAUUCAAUCAUUUGAGUAGCCUUGAGUUUUCUUCGCAAAAUAUCUUUGAUUUUCAGAAAUUCAAAUUGCUCAGAGAUCUUGUUAUCAUCGGAUUCAAAUUUGCAGGUAGAAAGUUACCGAAAGGAAUCACUAAUCUUGUUCACCUUAGAUAUUUACGUUUAGAAGAAUGUGAAUUUGAUAAGGUAUCGUCGUCCAUAAGGAAUUUGGUAUACAUGGAUACCCUUGAUUUAAAUGGUUCGAGGAAUAUCGAAGUCCCAAAUGUUUUUAAGGAGAUGCUAUGUUUAAAGCACUUGUUUCUUCCGAAGUAUAAGGAGGCGCGCAAAAAUUGGAAGUUAUCGAUUAACAUUGGACGAGGGAGUGGUUGGCUUGGAGAGUCUGGUGGGAUUGGAUAG
This is a messenger RNA of Salvia miltiorrhiza (redroot sage), 2283 nucleotides long. RefSeq names its product putative disease resistance protein At1g50180. Gene Ontology annotation, molecular function: ADP binding. NCBI's taxonomy places the organism in Eukaryota, Viridiplantae, Streptophyta, Magnoliopsida, Lamiales, Lamiaceae. The coding region runs from base 157 to 2283 and encodes 708 amino acids. Gene Ontology annotation, biological process: defense response to other organism. The record is from RefSeq and is a predicted model, not a curated record. The transcript has 2 exons.